CAAGAGCUGACAGCUCCCGGCCCCGGCGGCUCCCUGGGAGGGCGCGCCCGAGCUCCCUCCCGCGCCCUGCCUGUCCCGGGACAAAGAUGAUGAUCCCUCCGGGAGAGUGCACGUACGCAGGCAGGAAGAGAAGGAAGCCCGUUCAGAAGCGGAGGCCUUCCAUGGGGGCCGAGAAGUCAAACCCUUCCAAGAGGCACCGCGAUCGCCUCAAUGCCGAGCUGGACCACCUGGCCAGCCUGUUGCCCUUUCCGCCCGACGUCAUCUCCAAGCUGGACAAGCUGUCCGUCCUGCGCCUCAGCGUUAGCUACCUCAGGGUGAAGAGUUUCUUCCAAGCCUUGCAGGAGAUGCGGGCACUGCCAGCCCGGGCCUUCUCAUCCGGAGACUGCCCACAGGGAGCGUUCCCGGUGCAGGAGGGACGGCUGCUGCUGGAGUCUCUCAAUGGCUUUGCCCUGGUCGUGAGUGCGGAAGGGAUGAUCUUUUACGCGUCAGCAACAAUCGCAGACUAUCUGGGCUUCCACCAGACAGACGUGAUGCACCAAAACAUUUAUGACUACAUCCACGUGGACGACCGCCAUGAUUUCCGCCGGCAGCUGCACUGGGCCAUGGACCCUCCACGGGUGGUGUUUGGUCAGUCCCCGCGCACUGAGACAGAUGACACCAUCUUGGGGAGACUGCUCAGGGCCCAGGAGGGAGGCGAGGGCCCGCCCUCCGAGUACUGCGCCUUCCUGACCCGCUGCUUCAUCUGCCGGGUGCGUUGCCUCCUGGACAGCACGUCGGGCUUCCUGACGAUGCAGUUCCAAGGAAAACUGAAGUUCCUGUUUGGACAGAAGAAGAGGAACCCAUCGGGGACGGCUGUGCCCCCUCGGCUCUCUCUGUUCUGCACCGUGGUGCCAGUCUUGCCCUCUGCAGCUGAGAUGAAGAUGAAGAGCGUGCUCUUUAGAGCGAAGCACAGGGCCGACGUGCCCGCCGCCGUGGAACCACGGGCAAAAGUGAUGAAUAUGUAUGAAUCCGAGUUGCAUCAAGAACCCAAUUACUUAGCAGCACGGAGCGCUGGAGAAAAUGGAGAAAACAACAUCUCUGUGUUCAGGGCACAAGCAGACGGGGCCCACUGGGGCUGUGGUCUACCCAGGACCCCAUGCCUGUGCCUCAGAGGUGGUCCUGGACUCCUCAUGGACCCCAAGGGGGCUUCAGGGGACAGGGAAGAAGAGGAAAGGGAAGUGGUGCUGAGCGGCUGCCCAGGAGCCAGGAGCCGGAGGGAGAGGCACAGGAGGCACAACUGCUGUCUGGAGAUGCCAGCCCCCUCGAGGGACCCGACCUGGGCCACAGAACAGUGUGGACAGGAGAGCGGCGCCAAGCUGAGUCUACAGCCGGGUAGGAACGAGCUGUCCACGCGUCCAGCAUCCCAUGGCUCGUGUGUGCCCUACCCUGGCACCCAGGGCAUGUGCAGUUCCAGCAGCAUGGCUGCUUUCAGAGGGUCACUGGACCACCCCCCUGGGGCUUACUGCGGCAGGAUGAGCAGACCCGUGAGGGACAUCUAUCUGGGCCAAGGGAGGCCGCCCACCUGCCAUGUCCCCCAGGGCAGCGUGGGGGCCAGGCUCUGUCCUCCCAAAGUGCAGUGCUUCGCAGCCAGGGGAUAUUCCGCGGAGGAUGCAAAGUUGCCCGGCCUGCCCAUCGCUGUGGGCACCCCCUGUAAUCCAGUACUGUCGCUGGAAGUGCCCAUCAAGCUGGAAAAUGAGCCCGCGUCCCAGGACACCCAGGAAAGCCGAUGCCCUCCCAGCAGCAGGCUGUGGCUGGGAGCCGCCGGCGAUGCGGCCAGGAGGCAUCUCGUGAGCUUCCCUACCAGAGUGCAUCUGAAGACAGAGCCCAAGUACAGGCACCAGGUCUGUGCCCCUCUCACUGGGCACGAAAUGCUAGGGACUCACGCAUACAGCAGGACCACUUCCAGAUCCUGCAGGGAGCUGACCGCUCUCUGCCCUGCCCAUUGCACCUGCCUGGAGCCGCAGCCUCCCCACCGCCUCUGCACGUGGGGCCACAGUACCGACGGCCAGCACCCCGCUGCGGGCUGUGACUGCAGACCUCCUGGGGCCACCCCUGUGAUCAAGAGCGAGCCCCUGGACGCGUCCCCGUGGGCCGCUCCUGGCCAGGUCGCUGUGCCCGGGACACUCCCUAAGAGGGCCUCCACGGCCCGCAUCAUACCCGGGACCUCCGAAGGAGCCUUCCUACCCUAA
Molecule: messenger RNA, 2228 nt
Organism: Jaculus jaculus (lesser Egyptian jerboa)
Lineage: Eukaryota; Metazoa; Chordata; Mammalia; Rodentia; Dipodidae
Gene: Ahrr
Product: aryl-hydrocarbon receptor repressor
Exons: 11
Coding region: 87-2228 (713 amino acids)
Biological process (GO): regulation of transcription by RNA polymerase II
Cellular component (GO): nucleus; aryl hydrocarbon receptor complex
Molecular function (GO): nuclear receptor activity; protein dimerization activity; transcription cis-regulatory region binding
Source: RefSeq, a predicted model, not a curated record